Xyrauchen texanus (razorback sucker) is the source of this 10326-nucleotide messenger RNA. RefSeq names its product protein sidekick-1-like. Gene Ontology annotation, molecular function: protein binding. Gene Ontology annotation, biological process: cell-cell adhesion. The record is from RefSeq and is a predicted model, not a curated record. NCBI's taxonomy places the organism in Eukaryota, Metazoa, Chordata, Actinopteri, Cypriniformes, Catostomidae.
AUGGAUAAAGACACAGCUAAUGAGCACAUUUAUGGAUUGUUUAAAGGCGCCGUUUCAUUCAGUCCUAGACGUGAGGAGGGAGGUAAGGGCUCUCUCCGAACCGUGAGACACGAAAGUAAAACGACCGGACAAGUAGCGGACUCUGAGCUGAACUCUCCCGCCUCUUGGAUGCAUGAAAAGCACCUCGUAAAUGUGGUGAAGAGGAGCGCGCACUUUCACCCGUCCUCACAAUACUCAACAUCUGGAGGUUAUAGUUACGGUUUUAGCGGGGGUCUGAGCUCUCUUACAAAGGCAAAGUUAAAGGGAUUAUUUACCGCCAAGGAAAUAUAAAGGAAGGUGAUGAUGGGGGAAACGAGGUGCGCCUGCGGGAUGUGGGGGUGGAUUUUUGCCCUUGUGUUCGUUUGGAAUACCCACAUGUUGCACGCUCAAGAUAUUGCACCUUACUUUAAAACUGACGCAGGGGGCACACAGACACACCUGGAGGGCAACAGACUUGUGCUUACCUGUCUGGCGGAGGGAAGCUGGCCACUGGAGUUUAAAUGGAUCAGAAACAACACAGAUAUUACUAAAUACACACCUGAGUACAGGUACAUGGUUCCAUCACUAAACCGUGAGGAUGCGGGAGUGUAUCAGUGUGUUGUGAGGAACAGGAUGGGUGCGCUGAUCCAGACGAGAGCCGAUGUUCGUGUGGCUUACAUGGAUAGCUUUGCUGAUCUUGAACAGAGGAAGACAGUUUCUCAGGGAAGGGCUGCUGUCCUCAACCCUCCCGCGGUGGCCAGUUACCCACGCCCUCAGGUCACAUGGUUCAGAGAUGGCUACAAGAUCAUCCCUAACCAUCGAGUAGCAAUAACGUUGGACAAUCAGCUUGUGGUGUUGGGUACGACAGCAGCUGAUGCAGGAAGAUAUUACGUACAGGCUGUAAAUGAACGCAACGGAGAAAACAAAACCAGCCCUUCCGUUUACCUGAGUAUAGCAAUAAACAAGAGGAAUCGUGGUUCUCUUGAUGUUAUUGCCCCCGCUGAAUUGGUUGCCCCGGUGAUAGUGAUUGCACCUAAGAACACAUCAGUGGUUGCCAGGGCGAGUGAGGCUACUCUUGAGUGCGUCGCUAAUGCGAGAUCUCUUGACAGGCUGCAGGUGUUCUGGAAGCGUAAUGGGGUGAGACUAACAACAGGAGUGGACUCGUUUGGUCGCAGACUGGUCAUCAGUAACCCCACCUCAGCUGACGUGGGUCUGUACGUGUGUGAGGCGGCGCUCAAGAACAGCAGCCACAAGAGCACAGAGGCCAAAGCGUAUCUCUCUGUCCUAGAAUCCCCAUACUUUACAUCAAAUCCAAAAAGGACAGUCAUAGCCGAAGUUGAGAAAACGGUGGAACUUCAAUGUCAGGCCAAAGGGGUUCCAACACCAAAGCUGAAGUGGUAUAAGGAUGCUGUCCCCCUCUCCACGCUGAAUAACCCACAAUACAAGCUCACAUCCUCCUCAAUGAUUCUGCAAGUGCGGAGAAUUCAGCCAGAUGAUGCCGGAAUAUUCCAGUGCUUUGCCGAAAACAUGGCAGGAGAAAUCCAGACAUAUACCAACUUGGUUGUCACAAGCGUGUCACCAUCCUUCACCACUCCCCCUUCUGACAUCACAGUUACUGAUGGAACUUCCGCUGUCUUUAGCUGUGAAACAUCUGGCGCCCCCAAACCUGCCAUUGUUUGGAGGAAAGGUUCUCAGGUGUUAGCAAGCGGAUCGGUUCAGAUACCUCGUUUCACUCUUCUGGAAUCCGGAGGCUUACAGAUUCUGCCCAUAAUGCCGAGCGACGCAGGGAACUUUACAUGUUCGGCUUCUAACUCUGGUGGAUUGGUCAACGCCACUGCAGACCUGACAGUCUUGAGUCGAACCUUCAUUUCAACACCCCCUGAGGACCAACGUGUCAUCAAGGGCACGACUGCUGUGCUGAACUGUGCUGCAACUCAAGACCCCAGAGUCACCGUCAGAUAUUUGUGGAAGAAAGGAACCCGGCCCCUGAGCCUGUCGACUGGUGGGCGAGUGUCAAUGAAGGAAGGUUCGCUCCACAUCAGCCAGACAUGGUCGGGAGACAUUGGAGACUACACCUGCAGGGUCAUUUCGCCAGCUGGAAAUGACUCGAAAACCGCACGCCUGGAAGUUAUAGAGCUUCCUCACUCACCGCGUAACUUGCAGGUGGCUCUGAAUGAGACAGACAGCAGGACGGUUCUUCUGUCAUGGGUUCGUCCAUUUGAUGGGAACAGUCCUCUUCUGCAUUACAUCAUUGAGCUCUCUGAGAACAAUUCUCCAUGGAAGGUGUACAUGGCUGAUGUUAGUCCUGCACUAACUAGUUUGUUAGUCAGUGGUUUGACACCAGCAAGGACGUACCAGUUCAGAGUGUGCGCUGUCAACCAGGUGGGCCGUGGACAGUACAGUUCAGAGACAAACAGACUGAUGCUGCGAGAAGAACCACCCAGUGCACCUCCAAAAAACAUUGUGGCAAGUGGUCGAACCAACCAGAGCAUUAUGGUUCAAUGGCAGCCUCCCCCAGAACCACAGCUCAAUGGAGUUCUCAGGGGCUAUGUGCUCAGGUAUAGAUUGGCGGGUCUGCCUGGUGAGUUUCAGCUGAAGAACAUCACCAGUGCAGAGAUGAAUUACUGUCUGAUUGGAGAGCUCAUCAUCUGGACACAGUAUGAGAUCCAAGUGGCUGCCUACACUGGAGCAGGAUUGGGAUUGUUCAGCCAGUCUGUCACGGAGUACACACUGCAAGGGGUCCCCACAGCACCCCCUCAAGAUGUAGAUGCUGUUGCGCUUAACUCCACGACCAUCAAAUUCACCUGGACGCCUCCACCCCAACAGUUCAUCAACGGCAUUAACCAGGGAUACAAGCUGCUGCUGUGGCCCGAACACUGUCCGGAAUGCAUUACCAUGGUGACAAUUGCCCCCGAGUUUCAUGGGUCACGUCACUAUGGUUACAUUAGCAAUUUAAAAAAGUUCACUUGGUAUGAGACGGCAGUGCUGUGUUUCACCACGCCUGGCGAUGGACCAGCAAGCACACCACAACUCAUCCAGACGCAUGCUGACAAACCAGGCCCGGUGUCUCAACUGAGCUUCACUGAGAUCCUGGACACAUCUCUAAGGGUCAGCUGGCAAGAACCAGAAGACAAGAACGGCAUUAUCACAGGUUACAUCUUGUGGUGGGAGGAGGCCGGGCAGAACAAAACUCUUGUAUCGCAAUCCCUCUCUAACUCCACACUGGCUCAUAAAGUGACCGGUCUCACUUCACUCACCACAUAUACACUACAAGUGGCGGCCAUAACACAGGCCGGCACCGGUGUCCCAACCUCACUGACAAUCUCAACAGGACUGCCACCAGAGCUUCCUGGUGCACCCUCCAAUCUGGUGAUCUCUAACAUUAGUCCACGAUCCGCCACCAUAAGGUUUCGCCCUGGCAGUGACGGCAAGACUGCCAUCUCCAAAUGGAUCGUGGAAGGACAGGUGGGGACUGUGGGUGAUGAAGAGGAGUGGAAGUUGCUGUAUGAGAGAGACAGUCCACCGGCCUCCGACACUCUGGAGAUCCCCAACCUCAUCCCCUUCACCCAAUACAAAUUCAGGAUGAAGCAGGUGAACAUUGUGGGGUCAAGUCCCUUCAGUCAACCUUCUCGAGUGAUGCAGACCCUGCAGGCUAUUCCAGAUGUGGCCCCGACAGACCUCACUGUGUUCUCUGCCACUGAAACCAGCCUGAGGAUUCACUGGGAGCCGCUUCAAGAGGCAGCUUACAAUGGAAAUCCUGAAAGUGUGGGUUACCGGGUUCGUGCACAGAGAAUGGACGGGCUUGGACAGACACGGAUGGAGACGGUUUCUGAGCGGCUGUCUCGGGAGGUGACGAUGGAGGGCCUGGAGGAGUGGACGGACUAUGAGUUGAGCGUUCAGGCAUUCAACGUCAUCGGUUCUGGACCCUGGAGCAGUCCAGUUCUGGGCAAAACUAAAGAGUCAGUUCCCUCUGGUGCCCCAGAGAAUGUGAGUGCUGAAGCAAUGAGCUCCACAAGUAUACUGGUCACCUGGGGGUCAGUCUCUGAACACCAGAAGAAUGGACACAUCCUUGGAUACAAGGUAUUGUACCAAGAAAAUGAUUCUCAGCAGGCACCCAAGGUCCAGCCGGUGAACUGGAACCAUACCUACUCUCUUCUUUUGCGGAAUCUCAGGAAGUUCAUCCUAUAUGAGGUUCAGGUGCUUGCAUUUACAUGUGUUGGAGACGGACCACCCAGCCUUCCCCCAACAAUUGAGAGAACCAAGGAUGACGUUCCUGGUCCACCUGUCAGAUUGUUGUUUCCAGAAGUGCAUUUGACGUCUGUGCGGGUUGUCUGGCAACCUCCUUCAGAGCCAAACGGUAUCAUUAUAGCUUAUCAGAUUUGUUACCGUCUGGAUAUCAAUGACCCCAACAAGUUUACCACAGUGGAGGUGGGGUCCAACACACGACAGUUCACCGUGACAGGACUGAUCCCAGAGUCGGCAUACGUGUUCCAAAUAACAGCACGCACACAAAAGGGCUGGGGACCAGUGGAGGAGGCUAUCGUCAUUACAACAGAAAAGAGAGACCGUCCACAACCCCCUCGUCGACUAAACGUGCCUCAGAAAGCGAUGGAGUCCCGUAAACUGCGACUUCAUUGGGCAGCGGGUGUAGACGGCUCUUCGCCUGUGCGCUACUUCACCCUGCAGGUAUUAGAGCUACCUGACGGAGAGUGGAAGACCCACACAUCCUCCAUCGGUCAUAACAACACCUCCUGGGAGGUGGAUAGGCUGAAGCCAUACACCUCAUACAAAUUUAGAAUGAUGGCCACAAAUGAUGUAGGAGACAGCGCCUUCAGCAAGGAAACUGAGCCAGUUACCACACUGCAGGAUGUGCCGGGUGAAUCUCCUAUAAUUUUGAAUGUCAAACCUUCAACCACAACAUCUGUGAUUGUCCAGUGGCAGCCACCCCAGGAGGGAACUGUCAAUGGUAUACUUGUGGGCUACCGUGUGUAUUAUCGUGAGCUUCCACAUGAGAACAAGGCAGCUGAACCAAAGACGGCAACCAACCGAUCAGCAAUUAGUACUGAUUUUAAAGCCAAGAGCACCUUCAAAACAGUGAGCAGCCCUUCAUUAACAGAAUUUGAAUUAACACAGCUCAGCAAGUACAGACGUUACGAGAUCAUCAUGACAGUGUUUAAUGUUGUUGGAGAGAGCCCUUCAAGUGCACCUAUAGAAGUGUUUGUGGGAGAAGCAGCUCCCUCGGUGGCUCCUCAGAACAUACAGGUGAAGUCUGUGUCUGUCACCCAACUGGACGUCGAAUGGCAGCCUCCACCCAUAGAGACACAGAACGGGAAUAUUCUGGGAUACAAGAUCCAUUAUUGGGAAAAUAACAAACAGAAUGAGACGGAGAAAGAACUGGUUUUGUUUGUUCCAGAAACAUCUGUACAGCUGAAGAACCUCACAUCUUACACCACCUACCUUGUGCAACUGUCUGCAUUUAACACAGCAGGGGAUGGGCCACUUAGUGCAGCCCGGAAAGGAUGCACCCUGCAGGCUGCUCCUGGAGCACCCAGUCAUGUGGUGUUUUCAGAGGUAAUGGGCAGCUCACUGAAUGUAUCAUGGGGAGUUCCUCUGCAGCCCAAUGGUGUGGUGGAGGGCUACCGAGUGGUCUAUGAGCCCACCACACCAGUUCAUGGAGUCAGUAAGACAGUAACAGUGGAUAUCAAUGGGAACUGGCAGCGCUGGCUAAAGGUUCGAGACCUGAUGAGGGGCAUAGUCUACCGAUUCAAAGUUCAGGCCCGAACCAUCGAUUACGGACCCGAACUGGAGGCAAAUAUUACCGCAGGACCAGUGGAGGGCUCGCCUGGUUCACCCUUGCAGACUUCAAUCACAAAAUCAGCAUCAGCUUUGACACUUCAUUGGUCAGAGGGUGCUGGAGGGGCGGGGCCGGUCACAGGAUAUGUCAUUGAAGCUCGUCCAUCAGAUGAAGGUUUAUGGGACACAUUUGCCAAGCAUCUCCCACAUGGAAUCUUCUCGUACACCAUUAGUCUGGACCGCCUACGCUCAGGUGUGGCCUAUGAAUUCCGUGUCAUUGCCGUCAAUCGCUUCGGCUACGGCCAUCCCAGCCCACCUUCUACUGCCAUGUCUGCUCUUUCUGAAAUGCCCUUCUAUGAGGAGUGGUGGUUCCUGAUCGUCAUGGCGUUGAUCAGCCUCAUUCUCAUUCUGAUGGUUGUGUUUGGUCUGCUAUUGCUUGGACAGAACAAAAAAUACAGGAGCUGUGGCACAGGAAAGCGUAUAUCUACUGUGGAAGAGGCUGUAACCCUUGACAACGGCGGCUUCACAGCCCUAGAGCUGAACAGCAGACAUACGAAUGUAAAAAACUCUUUCCUCAAGAAGAAUGGAACAAGAUCUCCGCCACGGCCCAGUCCAGGUGGGCUCCACUACUCUGAUGAAGACAUCUGCAACAACUACAAUGGGGCUGUUUUAACAGAGAGCACCACCCUCACAGAGAAACCCACAGAACUCUCUGAGUCUGAGGUGAGCGACAGUGAUUAUGAGGACGAGCAGCCCAAGUACUCGUUUGUCAAUCACUACAUGAGUGACCCCACCUAUUUCAACUCGUGGAAGCGACAACCCAAAGGUGUGAAGACUGGUGGAGGCUUCGAGGAAUGUGCCAUGACGGAUGAAGAGGGGGGUUAUUAUCAGACUGUGGUGACCCAGCACAGCGUAGGGGGUGUCUACACCCCAACAGGACAACCCGCAACAGGAACACGCACUCCAGUGACUGGCUUCUCCUCGUUUGUCUAAUGGACCAUUCAUAUCAAAAUUAUGAGAAGCUGACAAACAGGAAGUGGAAACGGGACAAAAUGGACUUGGAUGUUGCGACUAGUAUUGAGGAACAUCAAAGGCGAAGAAUGUGUUUUCCCAGAGGCUAAUAACUCUCAAUUCCUCUAAAACGUGUAUUUAAGAUCUUUCUUCAAAGAAUGGAGGGAAUUAAAGUAUCUUAUUGUUAAUGUGUUAAUCAUUUUUGGCUGGAUUUUCGAAGAUUAACCACGACCCUGAAGGAGUGGAGACUUUGCACUGUGAGACUCUUUAGCGAGAGGCAGUAUUAAUUUGAAAGACUUAAAGACCCACAGAGGAGGAUGAAGGAAAUUCCUUUGUUAUGGAUUCCCGUUCCAUAGCAACUCUCCGGGAUUAGUCGUAAUGUGUGGGCAAACAAGCGCUUGAGUGAUUCAGUGAAUCACUUCCUCAUAAAACUCUAAUUAAAGUUCUGCUAAACAUCACAGGAAAUCUGACUUGUACAGUGUGUGGUCGACUUGAACAACAAUGUGUUUUGUGUGUGUAUUUUUGUAGCAGGUGUGAGCGGCUUUGUUUUGGAUGACAAGAAGCACUGAAAAUACUGCCUUUGAACAUUUAUUGCUUUCUGAAACCAAAAGACUGAUGUUGUAAUCGAAAAAGAAAGGAAAUGUGUGCUUGCAACAAAGUGAUUUCUUAGGUUAGCAAUACUCUAUGUAAAAUAUGCUGUAUGUGUGUGUAUAUUUUUAGGAUAAAUUUUGUACAAACCACGUUUUUACUGUAGAAUAGAUUUGUGCCAUGUUGAUGUAGUUCCCUAGUGAUGUUCAUUUCAGCAAGUCACAAUUCACAGUUUGUUUGACUGACUUGCAGUGUAUUUACUAUUCAGUUACCAAGAGAACUAAUAAGAGAUGUGAGAAGAAGUCCUUCUAAUCCAAAUAGACACAGAUUUCCAUCUCCUAUAAAGUUGAACAAAUAUUUAUUACAAUGUGAAAGAAAAUCAGUGGUUUAUUAGAUGAAAUGCUGCAGGUGUGCGUAUAUGUCUUUGUGGUGGUGUAGACAAGCGGUAAAUGAUCUAGGCUGGAAAUCAAAAGGUUUAAGGUUUGAACCUUACAGGAGUGAUUCUAUGAUCUUACGCCAUUGUGCCCUUUACAAAGUCACUUCAAACAGGUUUAUUCCGGAGGGAUUGUCCCUGAAAUACUUUAACAUGGCAACGUUUCAUGGAAUUAAAUAAAUAACAAAUAAAACUUUAACCAAAACAUACUUAACACUAGUAUGUAAACGCAAACGCUUCUAGCUCAAGCUCGAUUUCACACAUCGAGUUCUGUAAUAUGUUAGAACGCAAUUCACAGUGCUAGAAUGUGUUGUAUUCUCAGCCUUGCCACAAGGGGUGCUAUAUCGAGCCUUAGCAGUAAUCUAUCUUCAGAUUCUUGAAGAGGAUUUUGCUGAGAAAGGAAUUAAAAUUUGUUAAAAAUUCAACUUUACAUUUGUAAAGUACUCUAUCGCCCCCUUGAGUUCUGAGGUUUGUUACCACGACAGUUACAUGAGAACGCAUAUUAAGCACUUACAACACUUGCAAUGUUGACCAAAUAUUCUCGUCUACAUACUUAUGUAGAGUAUAUUUCUGGCCUAAAGAUUGUGAUUCUGUUCUAUGCAUUAAAUUACCAUUUCAAAUAUCAGAUAGACAAGGACUUCUUAGUUAGUCCAAACACAGGAAGGGCUAUGCAAAGUGUUAUCGUCUUAAAUGAGAGUAUAAUAUGCACGUCAAAGUAAGUUUUCACAAGAUGUUGUGAUUGCUUUGGGGAGUUCUUGUAACUGAAAUGUUAUUAAAGCUUCCUUAAGCUGUAUUAUUUACAGUGCAUUAUACACAUACUGUACUUGCAGGCAUCAUAAUGCAUUGUACUUCAAUACUCAAACUUAAAGUGAGUAAUUGUGUCUAAAAAUGUUCAGACUGUGGAGUAUGUGCCUCAUGACUUAUAAACACAAAGUAUAAUGGCAUUUAGGAUUAUUCAAUGUCCAAAACCUUGACAUCACAACCAAAGCCCUAAACCUAACCAUAGACUUUAUCAAUGGCGUUACUUGGAUCUUACAGCCCCAGUGCAAAGAACCUGUCGGACCCCCUUCUAGGGGAACCUCUGUCAUUAUUCAUCACCUGUCAGGCCCACUGUCAUUUUUAUGGUUCCUUUUGGUUGACCGUUGCAGGCCCCUUCUCACUCUGGGCCCUAGGGCAGCUGCCCACCCUGUAGUUACGCCCCUGGACCUUAUUCACAGUAGCGCCAUAUUUUAUUUUUGACGUGAAUGAAAACGAGGUUGUGAUUGAUUGACAGUUUCUUCAAUGGCAUGCAUUUGUCUGCUAAACAAUAAAAAAAGUAUAAACAACUGUACAACCCAUUGAAGAGACUGUAUAUCCAUCCCUCACAGCCUUGUUUUCAUCCCCAUCAUAAAUCAAAUAUGGCACUACAGUGAAUAAGGUCUAUGAAAGCCAAAACUUACAUUGUACUCAAAAGGCUAUUUUUAUGUUACCCUUCAAGCCCGUUUAAAAUACUCUUCUGCCAUUAUUAUUUCUAUAUCUCUUGUGAUUGUUUAAUUGUUUGUGGUAUCAAAAGAGCAGAUAGUGGCAGUACAUUUUACAUGGGCAAAAACAUGAAAAAUGUUGAUUUCAGUUAACCGUAACGUAUUGCGAUGUCACUCAAAGUUUGAAUCUUUUAAUUUUCAUGUUUUUUUUUUUAUCUUAACAUUAAAUGAAAAACAGCUACAGUAUGUGUAAUCAAACUAUGCAUCCAAAAAAACAGUAGGAACAUACAAUAAGCCACACAUGCACUAUAUUAAAUAUUACAAACACAACUCCGUCAUAGUCAGCUUAACUGUUAAAGUAUUAUUUCUUCAAAUGGCAUUAGCUAUCAUAUUUUACUGGCAUUAUUCCCUAAACAAAAGACCUGGCAGAUCUUCUAUUUAUGACAUAUUGGUGACUAAAUGCCAAAAUGAGACAAUACAAUUAGCUGUGUUCACAGACUGCAGAACUCUCAGUACUGACUGUACUCUUAUAACAUGCUCACUGAUAAAAUGCAUACAUUAGAUAACAAAAUAUCAAACCAAGUGGCAUGUGUAAACAAAUGAUGCUAGGUACUUUUUUUUAUUUCUAGAACUAACGUUACUUUUAUUUGUAAUUUUAGAACUUAUUUGUAACCAGCUGGUCCCAAGGUGAUUUUUGUCAGUUCCCCUCAAGUUCACACAGGUGUCCUAAUAACCACAUUUACAAUCAAAGUGUCCAAAGAUGAUAUAUUUUGUUUUAUUAUUUAAAACAUAAAAAAUAUAUUUUUGUAUAAUGGUUAUGCUUAGAAAGUGUGCUUUUGCAAUCUUUAAAAUAAAUGCCAAUUGGUUUGAUGUAUUGUCAUCAAACAGACAUACAUUUUUAAUUGUGGCUUAAGUGUCCAAAUCCAUUUGGAGCUCACUGUAGGAACAACAUCACUAUAAUGUCAUUGUGAUUAUGAGGCUUCAUCACUGUAAUGCACUUGUUUUGAUUACUAUGAUUAAAUG